Molecule: messenger RNA, 1179 nt
Organism: Penicillium chermesinum
Lineage: Eukaryota; Fungi; Ascomycota; Eurotiomycetes; Eurotiales; Aspergillaceae
Product: Gfo/Idh/MocA family protein
Exons: 6
Coding region: 1-1179 (392 amino acids)
Biological process (GO): NADPH regeneration
Cellular component (GO): cytoplasm
Molecular function (GO): nucleotide binding; oxidoreductase activity
Source: RefSeq, a predicted model, not a curated record
AUGGCUAUCGGAAUCGCAAUCGUCGGAAGCGGCAAUUUUGCGAAAGAGCAGCACUUGCCUGCUGUACAAGCUUCCACCAAUCUACAGCUCAAGGCUAUCUAUUCCCGGUCUCUUAAAUCAGCCCAAGAACUUGCUAGCGGUGCAACUGCCGUUGAUCUUUACUCCGAGGAUUCUGGUUCUGGUAAAUCUUACACAGAUCUACUAACCAGAGAAGAUAUCGGAGCCGUGACGAUUGCACUCCCAAUCCUCGUUCAGCCUGAGUUCAUCAAGAAAGCUCUUCUAGCGGGCAAGCAUGUCCUCUCAGAGAAGCCGAUCGCGAAGGACAUCGCAACUGCCCAGGAGCUUCUCCAGUGGUACCAAACCAACAUCGAUACCACCAAGGUAUUCUGGGCUGUCGGAGAGAACUUUCGGUAUUUGACCAAGUUUAUUUUCGCAGCUGAGCAGGUGCGCCAACUGGGACCUGUCCGAAACUUCAGGAUCAAUGUCCACAGCCUGGUCAAGCCUGAUAACAAGUACUAUUGUAAGUUUGCCAAGGGACAAGGAUCAAAAGAUGAUGCGUUCCAGUAUCUGCACUUCUGCAUAGGAUUCGGACUCACGAAAACAGUGACUGCCUGGCGUAAGGCCCCGGAGUACCAGGGCGGAUUCCUUCUUGAUGGAGGUGUGCACCAGCUGGCAGGUCUUCGUCUGAUCUUGGGAUCUGCAGACAAGGUUACCACGGUUUCGGCUCAGUCCCAACAGCAACAACCUUAUCUCCCACCUGUCGAUACAGUGGAUGCUGUUGUGAAGACUAGCUCUGGAGCUACUGGUAUCAUAUCUAUGUCAUGGGGUUCAUCUUUUAACGACAACAUUUUCGAGUUUUCUUGCGAGAAAGGCGUGGUGAAGCUUCAUUUUGACGGUGUUGAAGUCAACAACCAUGACCAUAUUGUUCCAUUUGACGGAAAAGGCGUCGUCCCUGAAGAGGCGUUGGCUGAUCUGGAGAUGCUGGAGCAAAUGCUGCAGAGUGCCGAACGGGAUGGGGAAAAGAUGCCGCUGCAGUGGCACAACCCCCGUUUCGCUUACGCCCAAAUCACACUAGUGUGGGUCUCCCACCGCAGCCAGCCUGAAGUUUUUGAGAUUGACUUCGUUCCGACACGACAACUCUCGAACGCCCGGCGAGACCCAGCAACACCGACAAAGUGA